AUGUCUUCGCUCCACUUUUGUGCCGAGUGCAACAACUUGCUGUACCCCGAGGUGGAUCGAACGAACCAUGUGCUGCUGUACGCAUGUCGCAACUGCAACUAUCAGCAGGAGUCGCGAGAGUCGCUCGUGUACCGCAACGAUCUCAUGUCCGUUACCAAGGAACAACCGGGCAUUGUGGAUAACCUCAUGAAGGACCCGACGUUGCGUCGAACACACGACCUCAGCUGCCCGAGCUGCGGACACGGAGAAGCGGUGCUCUUCCAGGACCAGAGCAAGCGCAUCCUCAACAGAAUGAUCCUCUUCUACGUGUGCGCAAAGUGCAACCAUCUGUUCAGAGAUCCCGUGCUCCAAGCCCCACAAGCAGGCCCAGGCCAGAUCUGGAACGACAGAAAGAAGAAGUAG
Molecule: messenger RNA, 402 nt
Organism: Moesziomyces antarcticus
Lineage: Eukaryota; Fungi; Basidiomycota; Ustilaginomycetes; Ustilaginales; Ustilaginaceae
Product: DNA-directed RNA polymerase ii subunit 9
Exons: 1
Coding region: 1-402 (133 amino acids)
Biological process (GO): maintenance of transcriptional fidelity during transcription elongation by RNA polymerase II; transcription initiation at RNA polymerase II promoter; DNA-templated transcription
Cellular component (GO): RNA polymerase II, core complex
Molecular function (GO): zinc ion binding; nucleic acid binding; DNA-directed RNA polymerase activity
Source: RefSeq, a predicted model, not a curated record